AUGUCCGACUACACUAUCUCCAGACCAUCCACCCCAGAUGUAUUCGCCGAAGCAGAGAUCGAUAACCAACAUGAUCUCACUAAUCCGUUUGAGAUGUUCGAGGUUUUCCCCAACAUCUUCAUCUCAUCUUGGCCACCCCACCUCCCCUCCAAUAUCACGCACUCUCUCAAUCUCACCACCAAGGACUCGGUCGCCAAAAACGCCGACGGCAAUAUCAACCACUGGCACGCUCCCCUCAAGUUCGAGGGGGACUUCUCCCAAAGCCUCCCCCUCAUCCUCCACGCCAUCAGCGAUGCCGUCCCUCGCAUCGAUCUCCGCCCCAAUCCUCCCCACUUCCCAAAACCAUCCUCAUCUACAGUGAGGACGGUCGGAACCGCGCCGCCGCCGCCCAGCUCGCCUACAUGUAACUACCUGGAGCAUGGAGAGAAGUUCGAUGAUGUGGAGAAGGAAAUCCUGCGGAGGCUGAUGUCGGGACUUGGUGCAGUGAUGCAGAAGGCGGAGGAAGAGGGUUGGAUGUACGAGGCGGAGAAGUAG
Cadophora gregata is the source of this 534-nucleotide messenger RNA. RefSeq lists its product as uncharacterized. The transcript has 2 exons. Lineage: Eukaryota; Fungi; Ascomycota; Leotiomycetes; Helotiales; Ploettnerulaceae. The record is from RefSeq and is a predicted model, not a curated record. The coding region runs from base 1 to 534 and encodes 177 amino acids.